This is a messenger RNA of Populus nigra (black poplar), 685 nucleotides long. RefSeq names its product protein JINGUBANG-like. The transcript has a single exon. The coding region runs from base 80 to 685 and encodes 201 amino acids. The record is from RefSeq and is a predicted model, not a curated record. Lineage: Eukaryota; Viridiplantae; Streptophyta; Magnoliopsida; Malpighiales; Salicaceae. Gene Ontology annotation, molecular function: protein binding.
AUACCAUGGACGAAACGAAUCCUUUCUCACAAUAUCUGCACUCGCAUUUGCCUUGAGAGACAAAAACAAAGGACAAAUCAUGGCCUCAUUAGACUCUCCGAACUCACCUCCGAACCCAUCUUUUGCAAUAAGAGAAACCGCAGCCCACAAGUUCCUGAGAAGCAUCUCCAUAGGAGAAGCACCCUCAUUCUCACAUUUUCCUUGUAGCCCAUCACCUCGCCUAAGCACUAAUUCAAACAUCCACACCUCUCCAAUAUUCUCCUCUCCUCCUCGUCAAGGCUCUUGCACUCCUGUUGAUAACCUUGUCACCACCUCUGAAAGCACUAAUUAUACUUAUAGGUGCCUAUCUUCAGUCCUCAAAAGAGAUGGCCAGAUAUUAUCUAUAGCAAUGUCAAAUAGCCUUAUCUAUUCUGGUUCUUCAACCAACAUCAUUCGGCUAUGGAAACUACCUGAGUUCAGUGAGUGUGGUCAACUUAAGACUAAGGCCCGCAUGGUUGUUGCGUUGCAAGUCUCACAUGAUAGGGUUUAUGCUGCCUAUGCCGAUGGCAAGAUCCGAAUUUGGAGGAGAACAUGGGAUGGAGCUUUCAAACACAUCCGGUUGGCAACGAUUCCUAGCUCCGGCGGAUAUGUCCGAAGCCUUAUUGCCCGGAAAGAUAAGAUGGUAAUUUUAACUGAUUUCCUUUAG